This is a messenger RNA of Sabethes cyaneus, 3233 nucleotides long. RefSeq names its product fasciculation and elongation protein zeta-2 (gene Unc-76). The transcript has 5 exons. Gene Ontology annotation, cellular component: cytoplasm; axon. Bases 152 to 1387 code for a protein of 411 amino acids. The record is from RefSeq and is a predicted model, not a curated record. Lineage: Eukaryota; Metazoa; Arthropoda; Insecta; Diptera; Culicidae.
UACUUUUCAUUGACAUUCUGCAUUUAGAGUACAAAAAUAUAGUUUCGAACCGUUGUGAUGACUAAUACAGUUUAGUUGAAUAACGUAAAACAUUGAAAACCUGCAUACUGAAAAGUUUGUACCAUAAACUGGAGCUUAAUUGUAGAUAGUAAUGCGGGAUCUUGCAAAUAAGAUGGCUGAGUUGAAGUUUGAGGCACCUCUUGCCCAGUGUGAAGAAGCUGACGAAUGGGGUCCAACUGAAUACCAUUCGUCCAACUCAAAUAUAUUGAAAAAACCUACAAUGAUUAAUACUAUCAAAGUUAAAAAUAAUGAAAAUACCACGGUAAUAAAUAGUGAUAUCAGUAAUAACGAUUUUCAAGAAGUGAACGAUAACAGUUUGGAUCUCAAAAGCUGCAAUGGAAACAAUUUUGCAGUGAGCAAAGUGAACAUGAAUAAUAAAAUCAAUACUAUGAGAGAAAAUGUUGAUAAUUUUGCUGAAGGGUUUACGGGUAGUCUUGAAGAUCUUGUUAAUACAUUUGAUAAAAAAAUUACACAAUGUUUUGGCAAUUAUGAACAGUCGGUUGAAGAACUGGCUCCAGUGCAAGUGAGAUCUCAAGAUGAAAUCAUGAAUGAAUGUCAAAUGUGGUGGACUAUUACUGGCAAUUUCGGAAACAUAUUACCAAUUGAUUGGUCUAAAACCUAUGCUCGUCAAAUGCAUGUACCUGCAUUAAAAUUAUCUAAAUCAUCCGACUACCCCAAUUAUAAUGAUAUUCAAGAUCUUAGUUCAGAAGACGAAGCUGUUGCAAAUGAUCUGGACAUGCAUGCUCUUAUAUUAGGAGGCCUACAUACAGAUAAUGACCCAAUCAAAACAGCAGAGGAAGUAAUUAAAGAAAUUGAUGAUAUCAUGGACGAAAGUACUUCCGAAGAUGGAAUCAAUGAAAGCGAGAUUAUGGAAAAGGCAAAAGAGGUCCUAGGGUCACCGUUGUAUGAAGAAAAACUACGCUCUUUAACCAUCACACAGUUGAAUGAGCUCUAUAUGGAAAUGGAACUUUUGAUUAGAGAAUUCAGUGAAACAUUAAUAGCUGAAUUGGCUUUAAGAGAUGAAUUAGAGUAUGAAAAAGAAUUGAAAAAUACAUUCAUCUCGCUGUUGCUAGCCGUACAAAAUCGCAGAAGACAAUUUCAUGUAGAAAAGAAAAAAGGAAAAGCCCAAGGAAAACAAAUGCCCCAUUCAAACAGUGGACUAGAACCUAAGUAUUUAACAACUGUUAUUCCAUACAAUUUGGAUGGAACUCCUGAGAACCAAACGCUACAAAUUUUGAUUAAAAUUUUGAAGGCCAUCAAUGAAGACAGUCCAACCGUUCCAACCCUUCUUACUGACUAUAUUUUAAAAGUUCUCUGUCCAAACUAAACAGUGCGAACUAAUUACCAACAAGCAUUUUGAAUAAAUCUAAACUAAAACGUAUGCUUACACACUAGUAGUUGCUGUCAAUGCAUAUGUAUCUUGAUUACUAAUCUAAUAAUGAUUAUAAGAUGUUAUAAGAUCAAAAAUCCGGAUAUCUCGAAAAGCGGACCGAUCGAUCUGCGAUGAGCAGAAAAUUUGUUUCAAACAACCAUUUUUGUUUAACAAUUGAUCCUUAUUAAGAAGGCAUUGACCUCUGGAAUAUCCGGUAAUUAUCCAAUUACGUCUUGAUCACUUUGGUCUGUUCAUUCAUGAACAACAAAACAUGAGUGAUAAGCAAUCUAUUUUUUAUAAGGAUUUUAUUUUCGCUUGCUUUCGUCAAUUUUUUUCAUUUGAUUCACACAAUUUUCAUAUUUCAUAUAUGCUUCAACAAAUUGAAUUUGAUAAUUAAAUAAAUAUAGUCCAAAGUUCUAUUCUAGUCACCAUUUUUCAUCAAUUUUAACCAGUCUAGAUGCUUAAGACGUAAGUUGUAAACGAAAUAUUUUCCACUCCAAAAUGCUUGAGUAGAGAAUAAUUGAAACUAUUUCAAAGGACAUGAAACUUUGAUAAAUUGUAAAGGAUCGUACAUGACGAUAAAAAUGCGAUCUUUGAAUAAAUGUAAAAUAAAGUAACAUAUAGACGCUGCGCUUAAAAUUGUAUUUAUCUUGAAAAAAGAAUUUUUGCCUGCUAAUACCUCGAAAUAAGUGCGAAUGUUGUUUAUUUUUUGUCUAUCUGCAAAUGUUUGAUUACUGGGCUUCUAAACCUGAAAAUAAAACUAGCUCUGAUACUCUUAUAACUAAUUUGUUCUUGUUGAAACCUAGCCCAAAUUUCUAAUGAUCGUUGACGGUGAUGAAAUUAGAAGUGGUUAACUAGUUGGGAUGGAUGAACGAAUUGCUUAUGAUUUCUGGAGCCUUAUUCUUAGUCAUCUGACUACCAUAUUUCACUUACGGGCCCUAUUCUUACAGUCACCCUCACCUCACCGUACAGUUAUAGUCCACAUUUGAUUUUUACAGUCAUCCACACAUUGUAAAGACCAUAAAAAAGAUGGCAAAGAACUGCACCAAAUUGACCAGUGACCACCCCUGAAAUAACCACUAACAUCUUUUUAAAGGCAUAUGUUGGGUUGGAAAUAAAAUAAACAUUAUGUUGGCGCUUGGCCAUUCAGGUCGAGUGUCGAGCCCAACAUCUUCUUUUGACAGCUUGGUUCGUAGCACUCACAUGAAGACGAGCGUGUUGGCCAAACAUGAAUUCACCAACAUUUUCGACCAACAUGUUGGUACGUGUAUGGGGGCCUUUAGAUUUUAAGUUCAACGGGCAGGCGAAAAGUCACUACCGUACUACUGUAUGCCUGCCCCGAUGGAAGUCUAAGUAAAUUCAACGUGUUAAUCGUAAAAAUAGCUUCUAAGUUCGUCAGAAAGGCAAUCCGAAUUUAGUUGGUGGUGUCAAUGAUUGUGUUAUCAGAAAGUAGGGCGACAUCGUAUACUAUCCUGGACUAUCGGCAUCGCUAGAAGACCAACUACAACGCUGUUUCAAAUCUGCUGUACGGUUUGUAUACAAGCUACAGCGACGAGACACAACUGCCGCCGUUCGAAAUACUAUCCUCGGAGUCGAUCUACCAGCUAACUACCGGCUUAGAAUAUGUUGCUUCAUACGACAAGCUUACUUCGGCAACCAGCCCGAUUAUAUUCAACAGCGCCUGCAACCUGGAUAGCAGCAACGUACGCGAUGUCUCAUCAUUCCUAGGCAUACAACUAGCAGUGGAAAAAGCGUGCUCAUAUACAGGGCCGCAUGCUGGAACGGUCUCCCAAUAGACGCC